AUGCCGAACCAGAUCAAGGACCUUCACGCAAUUGACUCCUUCUCCUUUCCCUAUAUCUUUGAGCAAAAUGCUAGCAUUGAUCUACAAGCAGGUGACGGACUAGUCCGUUGCAAUGUUUACCGACCGAAGAGCUCGGGGGAACACUCAAAGGUCCCCGCCAUUGUCACGUAUGGACCGUACGGAAAGGACAUCCCCUACGAGGAUUUCCAUCCAAAGUCGUUCGCCGAGGUCAACCCAGAGCAUAAGUCGGCCCACUCAGCCUGGGAAGUCCCAGAUCCAGGUUUCUGGACCAGCCACGGCUAUGCAGUUGUACGUGCAGACGAGCGAGGAUGCGGGCAGUCUCCGGGGCUCCUAGAUACCAUGUCGCGCGGCACCAGCGACGCGUUUGUCGACGUGGUCGAAUGGGCAGCAGUACAGCCGUGGUCUUCAGGCAAAGUGGGCUUGCUUGGGAUCAGUUACUAUGGUGGAAGCCAGUGGCGUGUUGCAGCGCGUCAGCCAAAAGGCCUGGCUGCAAUCAUCCCGUGGGAGGGCAUGUCUGACUACUAUCGCGAUCGAUGUCGGCAGGGUGGAAUCUUGUCGAAUGGAUUCAUCAAGUUCUGGUGGGAUCGGCAAGUGCUUUCGAAUCAGUACGGCCGAGGAGGCAGAGCGGCUCGCAAAUGGGGCCCAGAUACCAUCGAAGGAGACCUUCCCGAAGCCGAACUCGUGAGCAACCGGCAGGACCAGACCAAAGAUAAUGCAAUGUUCAAGUAUCGGGAUGAUCCGUAUUACGCGUCGAAAGAGUAUUCUAUGAGCGACAUCCAAGUCCCUUUGCUGAGCGUCGCGAACUGGGGAGGCAUUUGCCUGCAUCUUCGCGGCAACGUCCAAGGUUAUAUGUGGGCAGGGUCCGACUUGAAGUACUUGCGUUUCAUCACGGGGCGCCACGACUUACCAUUCUACUACGAAGCCGAAGUUGAGGUGCAGCGUAGCUUCCUCGACGCGUUUCUUAAAGGAGACGAUCGGGAAGGGUGGACCGUGAAGGGCAAAGUUCCUUCCGUCAGUUUGAUACUCCGCCAGGGGGAUGUUGGAUACGACAAUGCCAAGGGAGAGCAAACGUACUCCCGAAGGAGCGAGAGCGAGUGGCCAAUCGCACGCACUCGCUAUACCAAGUUCUACCUCACAACGGACAAAACACUGUCGCCACAGGAGCCGAACAGGGCGCCAAGGAAGCUUUCAUACCAAGCUCUCGGAACGCUAGAAAAUGUCCAAGCCGUCCAAUUUGAGACUGCGCCAUUUGAUGCCGAUACCGAAAUUACGGGCCACAUAGUGGCGCAUCUGAACGUCUCAGUGAGUCCUUACCCAAACAACAAAACGGUUCCGACGGACAUCGACUUGUUCGUCACACUCCGGUACAUCUCUCCCGAGGGCAAGGAAGUGCACUACACUGGUACGGCAGGUGAUCCUGUGCCCUUGACAAAGGGCUGGCUCCGAGUCAGCCUGCGCAACACAGAUCCCAACCACCCAAAACAUCGGCCGUGGCUGCCCUAUCGCAACUACACGCGCAAAGACACCCAGCCAGUCAUCCCUGGAGAGAUCUAUGCUGUUGACGUUGAGAUAUGGCCGACGAACGUGGUAGCUGAGAAGGGAGGGAAGAUCAUCUUUGAAGUCGCUUCUGGCGAUACACAUGGUUGUGGCGUGUUCCAGCACAACGACCCUGCUGAUAGGAGCCAAGAGAAGUUCGACGGGAUGAACCACAUUCAUUUUGGUUCGACAUCGUCGAACUACGUCGUCCUUCCUAUCAUUCCGCCGGCCUGA
Messenger RNA from Mytilinidion resinicola, 1791 nucleotides. RefSeq names its product alpha/beta-hydrolase. Lineage: Eukaryota; Fungi; Ascomycota; Dothideomycetes; Mytilinidiales; Mytilinidiaceae. The record is from RefSeq and is a predicted model, not a curated record. Gene Ontology annotation, molecular function: dipeptidyl-peptidase activity. The coding region runs from base 1 to 1791 and encodes 596 amino acids. The transcript is spliced from 4 exons.